GCCGGCGGCUGUGACGGGGCAGAGCGCACGACGCCGCCGCCGCCUACGCGCGAGCCGCUACAACCUCCGACCGUCGUCGCCGCCGGCACAGGAGGGGGGCCAAGACGUCUCUCCAACGCGGGGCGAGCGCAGGACCGCGCCAGGCGUCCAAAAGAAGGAAGAUGCCUCGCGGCGACAGGGAAAGCGACUGGAGGGAAAAGGAGCAGUUCCGCAAACUGUUUAUUGGGGGCUUAAGCUUUGAAACCACAGAAGAAAGCUUGAGGAGUUACUAUGAGCAAUGGGGAAAGCUUACAGACUGUGUGGUAAUGAGGGAUCCUGCAAGCAAAAGAUCAAGGGGGUUUGGUUUUGUAACAUUCUCUUCCAUGGCUGAAGUUGAUGCAGCUAUGGCUGCAAGACCUCACACGAUUGAUGGGAGGGUGGUUGAGCCUAAGAGAGCUGUGGCUAGAGAGGAAUCUGGAAAACCUGGUGCUCAUGUUACUGUGAAAAAACUAUUUGUUGGUGGUAUUAAAGAAGACACUGAAGAGCACCACCUUCGUGACUACUUUGAGGAAUAUGGAAAAAUUGACACUAUUGAAAUCAUUACUGACAGACAGUCUGGUAAAAAGAGAGGGUUUGGAUUUGUUACAUUUGAUGACCAUGAUCCUGUGGAUAAAAUUGUAUUGCAGAAGUACCACACCAUCAAUGGCCAUAACGCAGAAGUAAGGAAAGCUCUCUCUAGACAGGAAAUGCAGGAGGUUCAAAAUUCUAGGAGUGGGAGAGGAGGGAACUUCGGUUUUGGUGAUGCUCGUGGAGGUGGUGGCAACUUUGGUCCAGGACCUGGCAGCAAUUUCAGAGGGGGAGCCGGUAAGACAGACGGAUAUGGAAGUGGCCGUGGAUUUGGUGAUGGAUAUAAUGGAUAUGGUGGAGGACCUGGAGGUGGCAACUUUGGUGGCAGUCCUGGUUAUGGAGGAGGAAGAGGAGGUUAUGGUGGAGGAGGACCUGGAUAUGGCAACCAGGGUGGGGGCUAUGGAGGUGGUUAUGACAACUAUGGAGGAGGCAAUUAUGGAAGUGGAAAUUAUAAUGAUUUUGGGAACUACAACCAACAACCUUCAAAUUACGGUCCGAUGAAGAGUGGAAAUUUUGGUGGCAGCAGGAACAUGGGUGGACCAUAUGGUGGAGGAAACUAUGGUCCAGGGGGCAGUGGAGGAAGUGGUGGAUAUGGAGGGAGGAGCCGUUACUGAGUUUCCUCAAGCAUGCCACGGCUAUGAUAUGAACCCUGGACAAGCAUAGACUGCUGCCACUGUACACUGCUACAGUUGAACAAAUGAGACCUGCAAGUGUCCAUUAGUAAAGCUUUGCAAGGGUUCCAUCCCUGGUGUUGGUAGUUAAAAUGGUAGGUCACAAGUUAAUUAAAUCAUACAACUUUAUUUUUGCAUCCUGCAACAUUUUCUUUUUUCUUGGGAGUCUGUGCAUUAUGGUGGUUGCAAGGUAAUGCAAUGAAGGUAGUUCUGUGCUGUUGAAAAUGAACUAUGUUGUUAUGUGUCUUGUCUGCUGUAAUCUAUUUUAUAUAACACAUUUCAUCCUGAAGGUUCCCAAGUAACUGUAGACUGUUUACGUGUAAGGAAAAAUUGCACCACAGAAUACAUCUGCCUCUGUGAAGGAAUGUGUCGUCCAUUCUUUUAACAACUGCAUAAGCAGUUCUUUAGGAGGGGAAGUGAAAACUUCAAAUGAAACUGCAGGUGGUAUUUCCUAAGUGUACAAUGUAUUUAUGUAAAUUGGAAUUUGGCUAGAAUGUUGAGGUUUCCACCAUUUUUUAUAGUUCUUGCAGCUAACAAACCUUAGUGCCAAAUUUAGUCAGCCUUACUCUCACUGCAUUGAAUGUUUGCACCUCAAAUUAAUGGAAAUUUAUCAAGUAAUGAAUGAGUUACUCAGAGUAAGAGUGGCAUACUCUACUAGAUUUGGUUUUUAAAUAAAAAUCAACAAAACCUACCAAAAAAAAAAGGCAACCAAAAAUGCCUUCAUUUCAAAGUUCAUUGCCUUUAAAAGGCUACCCAUU
Molecule: messenger RNA, 2035 nt
Organism: Corvus hawaiiensis (hawaiian crow)
Lineage: Eukaryota; Metazoa; Chordata; Aves; Passeriformes; Corvidae
Gene: HNRNPA2B1
Product: heterogeneous nuclear ribonucleoprotein A2/B1
Exons: 11
Coding region: 162-1220 (352 amino acids)
Molecular function (GO): RNA binding
Source: RefSeq, a predicted model, not a curated record